AUGUCUUUUUGUGCAUAGUCCCACUGUGAAAUGAAUCUACCCUCUCAUCGUUAAGUCAUCCUUUGCUCUUUAUGCAGAGUUUUCACAUUUUAAAGUAGACUAGGAAAGUAUAGACUAUAGUGGGGCCCAGCAGAUGUGAUCACAACCCCACGACAUUUUAAUAAUAGCUUGAUCCAAGUUUUAAUAUUCAAGAGCAAAUUCUAUUGCCCCUGAAAUCACGAGGCAGACAGCUUCUCAGGAAGCAAUAUUGCGUGAUGCUUAGGAGCUUCAGAUCUGCUCUAUGGUGAAGUGAAACUUGCGGAUUCCAAAACCACGUGUAAGCAGGCUUAGAUAAAUUUCUGGAAAGCAAUGGAAGAAGAUGAUAUCUACACAAAAGAUGGGACUGUGGAUUACAAGGGAAAUCCUGCUAAUAAGAAGGAAACUGGAACCUGGAGAGCCUGCCCAUUUAUCAUAGGAAAUGAAGGCUGUGAAAGAUUGGCAUACUAUGGGAUGAGUACCAAUCUGGUGCUUUAUUUCAAGCAUCGGCUAAAUCAGCAUAGUGCAGUUGCCACUAAAAAUAACCAGAACUGGGGUGGCACAUGCUACAUUACACCAUUAAUUGGAGCAUUUCUGGCUGAUUCUUAUCUAGGAAGAUAUUGGACAAUUGCUGGUUUCUCAAUCAUCUAUAUAAUUGGAAUGACACUUUUAGCAUUGUCUGCAUCAGUCCGCGGCAUAAAGCCAAGAUGUUAUGCAGAAGAUAACUGCAAUCCAACAGAAACACAAAGCGCUAUGGCCUUUCUAGCGCUUUACCUGAUAGCACUAGGAACAGGAGGAAUUAAGCCUUGUGUUUCAUCAUAUGGAGCUGAUCAGUUUGAUGACACAGACGAAAAGGAGAAGAAACACAAGAGUUCUUUCUUCAAUUGGUUCUAUCUUUCUAUAAACAUUGGUGCUCUUAUUGCGGCUUCUGUGCUUGUCUGGGUACAAGAUAAUGUGAGCUGGGGAUGGGGUUUUGGCAUCCCUGCUAUAGCCAUGGCAAUAGCUGUCUGCUUUUUCUUUUCAGGUACUCGUUUGUAUCGAAACCAAAAGCCUGGAGGCAGCCCUCUCACACGCCUGUGUCAGGUAUUGGUGGCAUCCAUCAGGAAAUAUAAAGUUGCAGUACCUGCUGAUAAGUCUCUUUUGUAUGAGACAGCAGAUGCAGAAUCCAAUAUCAAAGGAAGCCGCAAGAUUGACCACACAAAUGAUCUCAGUUUCUUUGACAAAGCCGCUGUGGAAAUUCAAACAGACCAAUUAAAGGGCUUAGUAAAUCCGUGGAGACUUUGCACAGUUACACAGGUUGAGGAGCUGAAAGCUAUAAUUCGGUUGCUUCCCAUAUGGGCCUCUGGGAUUAUCUUUUCUACAGUUUACAGUCAGAUGGGCAACUUAUUUGUGUUGCAAGGUGAAAGAAUGGAUACUCGCGUUGGUCACUCUAACUUCAGGAUCCCACCAGCAUCACUUUCCAUCUUCGACACUCUCAGUGUGAUCUUUUGGGUGCCAGUCUAUGACAGAAUCAUUGUCCCAGUGACAAGAAAAUUCACCGGUCACAAGAAUGGCCUAACUCAACUUCAGCGGAUGGGAAUCGGCCUCUUCAUAUCAAUAUUUGCCAUGGUAGCUGCAGCAAUUCUGGAGCAGGAAAGACUGAAAAUAAUCAAGAGGCACAACUACUACGAGCUAAAGGAAAUGCCUUUGACCAUCUUUUGGCAAGUUCCACAGUAUUUCCUCAUAGGGUGUGCAGAGGUUUUCACAUUCAUCGGACAGUUGGAGUUUUUCUAUGAACAAGCACCUGAUGCAAUGAGGAGUUUCUGCUCUGCUCUAUCACUCACCACUGUUGCUCUUGGUAGCUACUUGAGCUCUCUACUUGUAACCAUUGUCACCAGCGUGACUGCUAAGAAUGGGAAGCCCGGGUGGAUACCAGACAACCUAAAUUAUGGUCACGUUGAUUACUUCUUCUGGCUCUUGGCAGUGUUGAGCAUAAAUUUCUUGAAAGUCAUGGCUGAGGAUGACUUUUACACGAAUGAUGGAACAGUGGAUUACCAGGGAAACCCUGCCAAUAAAAAGAAGACUGGAACCUGGAAAGCAUGUCCCUUUAUCAUUGGAAAUGAAUGUUGUGAAAGGUUGGCCUACUAUGGGAUGAGCAGCAAUCUGGUGCUUUACUUCAAGCAUCGACUCCAUCAGCAUAGUUCUGUUGCUACUAGAAAUAACCAGAACUGGAGUGGAACAUGCUAUAUCACACCAUUGAUCGGAGCAGUUCUUGCGGAUGCUUUCCUGGGAAGAUAUUGGACAAUUGCCUUUUUCUCAAUCAUUUAUGUCUUAGGAAUGACACUUUUAGCAUUUUCUGCAACCGUACAUGGCAUCAGGCCAAGGUGUUACGCGGAGGAUAACUGCAAUCCAACAGUUAUGCAAAGUGCAGUGUUCUUUGUAGCACUUUACAUGGUUGCACUGGGAACAGGAGGAAUUAAGCCUUGUGUCUCAUCAUAUGGAGCAGAUCAGUUUGAUGACACCGAUGAGACUGAGAAGAAACAUAGGAGCUCUUUCUUCAAUUGGUUUUACUUUUCCAUAAAUAUUGGUGCUCUUGUUGCUUUUUCUGUGCUGGUCUGGGUACAGGAUAAUGUGAGUUGGGGAUGGGGUUUUGGAAUUCCUGCCAUUGCUAUGGCAGUGGCUGUUACAUUUUUCUUUUUAGGUACUCGUUUGUACCGCAACCAGAAGCCUGGAGGUAGCCCUCUCACACGCCUCUGUCAGGUGGUGGUAGCAACCUUCAGGAAAUUCCGAUUGGCAGUACCUGCUGAUAAGUCUCUUCUGUACGAGAUUGCAGAUGCUGAAUCCAAUAUCAGAGGAAGCCGGAAGAUUGAGCACACAGAAGAUCUUAGUUUCUUUGACAAAGCGGCUGUGGAAACUGAAUCAGACCACAUAAAGGGUACAGUAAACCCAUGGAGACUUUGCACAGUUACUCAAGUUGAGGAGCUAAAAGCUAUCAUUCGCUUACUCCCCAUAUGGGCAACUGGAAUCGUCUUUGCUGCUGUGUGCAGUCAGAUGAGCAAUUUUUUUCUGUUGCAAGGGGAAAGAAUGAAUACUCAUGUUGGGAAUUCUGCCUUCAAGAUACCACCAGCAUCACUUUCGAUCUUUGACACCCUUAGUGUUAUCUUUUGGGUGCCAAUCAAUGACAGAAUCAUUGUCCCAGUGACAAGAAAAUUCACUGGUCACAAGAAUGGCCUAACUCAACUUCAGCGGAUGGGCAUUGGUCUAUUAAUAUCAAUAUUUGUCAUGAUAUUUGCUGCAAUUCUGGAACUUGAAAGACUCCGAAUAGUGAGGAAGCACAAUUACUAUGAGCUUAAGGAAAUGUCAAUGACAAUAUUUUGGCAAGUUCCACAAUAUUUCCUCAUAGGGUGUGCAGAGGUUUUCACAAUCAUUGGACAAUUGGACUUUUUCUAUGCGCAAGCCCCUGAUGCUAUGAGGAGCCUCUGCUCAGCUCUACAACUCACCAUCAUUGCACUUGGUAACUACUUGAGCUCCCUGCUUGUGACUAUUGUUUCAAGUAUAACCGCUAGGAACGGAAAGCUCGGGUGGAUACCAGACAACUUAAAUUAUGGCCAUAUUCAUUACUUCUUCUGGCUCUUGGCAUUGCUGAGUGUGCUAAAUUUUGGGGCAUUUCUCUUGAUUGCAAAAUGGUACACAUAUAAAAGUCCAGUGGGGACUCUUCGUUGAUUUUAUAAUUUCCACUUUACGUGCUGAAGUGACUGUAAACAAUUUUUCGCCUGCUUAGAUUGUAGUAUGUCCCCCAUUU
Messenger RNA from Durio zibethinus, 3796 nucleotides. Its product is annotated as protein NRT1/ PTR FAMILY 8.1-like. The record is from RefSeq and is a predicted model, not a curated record. Gene Ontology annotation, cellular component: membrane. Gene Ontology annotation, molecular function: transmembrane transporter activity. Gene Ontology annotation, biological process: transmembrane transport; oligopeptide transport. NCBI's taxonomy places the organism in Eukaryota, Viridiplantae, Streptophyta, Magnoliopsida, Malvales, Malvaceae.